Molecule: messenger RNA, 830 nt
Organism: Eucalyptus grandis
Lineage: Eukaryota; Viridiplantae; Streptophyta; Magnoliopsida; Myrtales; Myrtaceae
Exons: 1
Coding region: 34-633 (199 amino acids)
Cellular component (GO): plasma membrane
Source: RefSeq, a predicted model, not a curated record
UAACUGAUAGACACCCUUCAAACUCCCAGAAAAAUGGCCACCAACCAAGGCCAGCCGCCGCGACAGCGAAGAGGCCGAUUGGGACUCGCGAAAAUGGCGGCCCUGAUCUUGCUGUCCCUGAUCGUGCUGGUGGGCGUGGCCGUCUUCAUCAUUUGGCUCGCCAUCCACCCGAGACGGCUGGUUUUCACCGUCGGCGACGCCUUCAUCGACCAUUACAACUUGACCAGGGACCACCUCGACGCCAGGUUCGAUUUCUCCAUACGGGCCUACAACCCGAACCGCAGGAUGUCCGUGUACUACGAUGAUAUCCACGUGACGGUGGAGUACGACGACCAGGACCUCGCGAGCAGCGUUGCCGAUCCCUUCUUUCUGUCCCACAAGAACGAGACCAAGUUGCACGUGGUGCCGCAGGCGCAGGACGUGGCCCUGGCCAGACGCGUGUCGAGGAACCUGAGGCUCGAGAGGACGUCCGGAGUGGUGCAGAUCAAGGUUCGGCUUCAGGCCAAGGUCAGGUUCAAGGUCGGGAUUUGGAAGUCGCGGCAUCGGAAGCUCAAGGUGUAUUGUGGCCCGGUGCUUGGCCUCUUCUCCAGGGCUCGGACGUUCGGGACGUCGGACUGCGACGUCGAGAUUUAGGGCGUCGCCGGUGCCGAAAAUUCGAUUCAUUCAGCUAUCCUUUCCUGGUUUUCUGCUUUAUGUUAUUCUUUUUCCCCUUCUUUUGAACGAGUGGAGUGUGACUGUUGAACAUUAUUCGUGAUUUUGUAUUCCUUGUUCUGAACGAUCGAUUGAUUGACGGUGUUUCGUGUAUAAAACAUUCCUAUUGUGUCUGCAAA